AGCGUGUAAUAAACCUAAAAUGAAAGGGACAGAGAAACGCACAACGUGACAUCUUGUGAAAGUGAAAGUUGGGAAGACCGACAUAUUCCUAAGACACCGAAGCUGCAUUCAUUGCGCAAGGACAGAAGAUGUCUUUAUCCAAGCAGAGCCCCUACAUGAAACCGCCAACCCCCUUUGUAGGGAGCAUCCUGGGCGGUCUGCAGGAAGGACAAAGCAUCACGGUUGCAGGAUCGGUCCCGCUGGCCAGUGAGAGUUUUAAGGUGAGCCUGCAGAGCGGCUCAGAGAAGCAGGCCGACAUCGCCUUACAAUUCAAUGCCAAGUUCGACAAGCGCCAAGGCUAUGUGGUCUGUAACACCUUCAGGAACAAUCAGUGGGGCAAAGACAAGCGAAAGCAGCUGGCGGCCAACAAACGUGGCUCCAAUUUCACCCUCGUCAUCAUCGUCACCCGCGACUCCUACUCGAUUUCUGUUGAUGGAUUUCACCUUUUGGAAUAUAAGCAUUUCCUUCCUUUCCGAAAAGUGGAUACCAUUGCAGUGUCCGGGGGUGUGCAGGCGGAGUUCAUCAGUUUUGAGAACCCAAAUAUUCCUCCGUCUGCUCCCAUCUUCUUCUUCUCCAAUGCUGUUGAUUGGCUGAGUUCUUGGAUGAAAAAGAUACAACCUUCCCUCCCAGAAUGCCAUGUGACACCGUACAGCUGCUCUGUGCCUGGAGGGAUGUACUCGGGGCGCAGUGUUACCAUCCAGGGGGUGAUCAAGGCCAAAGCAGUCAGGUUUCACAUCAAGCUCUGCUUCAAAGAGGGGGUGGCUUUCCUCUUUAAGCCAGAAUUCAAAGAGGGGGUGGUGGUGCGCAACAGCCAGCUGAAGGGGGCCUGGGGACACGAGGACCAAUCGGGGGCCAUGCCCCUCUGCCAGGGACAGGCCUUUGUGAUAACCAUCACGUCCAACAGUGACUACUACAAGGUGUUUGUCAACGGCGCCCACUUCUUUGACUACCCGCAUCGCUACGACUGCCUGCAGAGUGUUGAUUUUAUGGAGGUGGACGGGGACACGAGUGUGAUCUCUGUAGAGGUGUGAGGUCACCCAACGAAGAGGAGCCAGAAAGUGUGUUAGCUGUCAUUUAUCUGGUCUCUCUCAGGAAGACCCGGAACACUGACAACGCCACAAACUUCCUCCUGGUUUGUACUGGUGUGCUUCCAUUAAUAUCCUCUCUUUCUGCCAGUGCUAAUUUUGGCGGCAAAUUUUACAAUAUCGGCAGUCAUACAUAUAUGUUCAGUUCUAUGUCACGUGAAAAUAAAUAUGGUGAAAAAGUU
Molecule: messenger RNA, 1306 nt
Organism: Brienomyrus brachyistius
Lineage: Eukaryota; Metazoa; Chordata; Actinopteri; Osteoglossiformes; Mormyridae
Product: galectin-9B-like
Exons: 7
Coding region: 129-1070 (313 amino acids)
Biological process (GO): negative regulation of CD4-positive, alpha-beta T cell proliferation; negative regulation of type II interferon production; positive regulation of gene expression
Cellular component (GO): cytosol; nucleus
Molecular function (GO): carbohydrate binding; galactoside binding
Source: RefSeq, a predicted model, not a curated record